Molecule: messenger RNA, 927 nt
Organism: Rhinichthys klamathensis goyatoka
Lineage: Eukaryota; Metazoa; Chordata; Actinopteri; Cypriniformes; Leuciscidae
Product: olfactory receptor 2A12-like
Exons: 1
Coding region: 1-927 (308 amino acids)
Biological process (GO): G protein-coupled receptor signaling pathway
Cellular component (GO): membrane
Molecular function (GO): G protein-coupled receptor activity; olfactory receptor activity
Source: RefSeq, a predicted model, not a curated record
AUGGAUAAUAUGACAAUUUUUGCAACCUACACCCUGAUGGAACCAAAAGCCUCAAAAUCAUUCAGACAUAUAUAUUUCACAUGCUUUUUGGUACUCUAUAUUAUGAUACUUUUUGUGAACACUUGGGUCAGUGUUGUUAUUGUUUUGGAGAGAGCCCUUCAUGAACCAAUGUACAUUUUUCUGUGUAAUCUGUGUGUAAAUGAUAUAUAUGGAGCUGCAGGAUUUUAUCCUAAAUUCCUACAUGAUUUAAUGCUGGAUUCAUAUGUAAUUCCUUCUUACAUGUGUGCAUUUCAAGCUUUUGUGAUCUACAGUUCAGUUAUGUGUGACUGUACUACAGUAACAGUGAUGGCAUAUGACAGACAUGUGGCCAUAUGCCAACCUUUAAACUAUCAUAUAAAACUAAACAGAUUUUCAUGCUGCAUAUUACUUGCCUUCUGUUGGAUCCUACCCUUAGUUUACAUGAUCAUUUGUGUUGUGUUGUCAAAUAGGCUGACAUUGUGUAAAUAUCACAUUAAUAAAUUGUACUGUGACAACUGGUCUAUAGUAAAACUUUCAUGUGAAUCAACUCUCAUCAAUAAUAUUUAUGGAAUUUUUGUAAUUUCAUUCUAUUCUUGCCUGUGUGUUUUUAUUAUUUUGUCCUACAUUAAAAUUAUCAUUGCAUGUAAAGCAUCAUUAGAGUGCAGAAGAAAAUUCUGGCAGACAUGUGUGCCUCAUAUGUUUACAGUGUUAAAUUAUGUUGUUGCUGUGUUUUUUGAUUCCAUGUACAGCAGAUAUGGCUCAAGUGAUGUCUCAGAGUAUCUGCGAAAUGUUCUGGCUCUAGAGAUGCUUAUUGUGCCACCUCUUAUCAAUCCAGUAAUCUAUGGGUUAAAACUCCAAGAAGUACGCAAAAGAAUCUUGAAAUAUUUUGUUAGUAUCAGAAAACAAUAA